AUGGAAACUGUUUUCUCCUCUCCUAUUGGCCAAUUCAACAACACAGCCGACCAACCAGGCUUCCGCUCUACCCGGACGUUUCGCAUUAUGGACGAUGAUGGCAGUAAAUCUCUGGACUUCCAGGAGUUCGAGAAGGGGCUGGAGAACUACGGCGUGUCUGUGGGGAAGGACAAAGCACAGCAGAGCUUUGCCGUGAUGGACAAGGAUGGAACUAUCAACUUUGAUGAGUUUCUUGAGAAAUUAAGGCCGUCCAUGUCGAGCGCACGGAAACAGGUGAUCAAUCAGGCUUUUCGGAAGUUUGAUAAGACAGGAGACGGCGUUGUGACCAUAGAAGAUCUACAGGGUGUUUACAACAGCAAACACCACCCCAAAUACAAGAGCGGAGAGUGGACAGAAGAACAAGCCUUCCGCUCUUUCCUGGAAAACUUCGACUCAGG
Sinocyclocheilus rhinocerous is the source of this 437-nucleotide messenger RNA. Its product is annotated as calcyphosin-like protein. The annotation marks the transcript as partial. Gene Ontology annotation, molecular function: calcium ion binding. The record is from RefSeq and is a predicted model, not a curated record. The transcript has 3 exons. NCBI's taxonomy places the organism in Eukaryota, Metazoa, Chordata, Actinopteri, Cypriniformes, Cyprinidae.